This is a messenger RNA of Gracilinanus agilis (Agile Gracile Mouse Opossum), 2165 nucleotides long. RefSeq names its product prefoldin subunit 3-like. The record is from RefSeq and is a predicted model, not a curated record. Gene Ontology annotation, biological process: tubulin complex assembly; protein folding; microtubule-based process. Gene Ontology annotation, cellular component: prefoldin complex; cytoplasm. Bases 1 to 597 code for a protein of 198 amino acids. The transcript has a single exon. Gene Ontology annotation, molecular function: tubulin binding. Lineage: Eukaryota; Metazoa; Chordata; Mammalia; Didelphimorphia; Didelphidae.
AUGGCAGCUCCAAGGGAACUUGGGACCACUGGCAGUUCAUCGACAGGAAACAGGCACCGGAGUCAUCUCGGUAUCCCCGAAGCGGUGUUCGUGGAAGAUGUUGAUGCCUUUAUGAAACAGCCUGGAAACGAGUCUGUUGAUAUCGUACUCAAGAAAUUGGAUGAGCAAUAUCAGAAGUAUAAGUUUAUGGAACUUAACCUUGCCCAGAAGAAAAGGAGGCUAAAGAGUCAGAUUCCUGAAAUCCGACAGACAUUACACAUUUUAAAGUAUAUGCAGAAGAAAAAGGAGACCCCGAAGCCCCUGGAGACUAGAUUCUUGCUGGCUGAUAACCUGUACUGCAAAGCUUCUGUUCCUCCAACGGAUAAAGUCUGUCUUUGGUUGGGCGCCAACGUGAUGCUUGAGUAUGAUAUUGAUGAAGCCCAGCUGCUGCUGGAGAAGAACCACUCUAUGGCCACCAGCAACCUGGAGUCUCUUGAGGAAGACCUGGACUUCCUCCGGGAUCAGUUCACCACCACAGAAGUCAAUAUGGCCCGAGUAUACAACUGGGACGUCAAGAGAAGAAACAGGGAGGAGGCCCCCAAAGCUGGAGUGGCAUAGUGUGCUGGGCCCACGGCUCAGCUUUCCCAAGGGGCUUGGCCUUUGGAGGUCUGAAUUUUGACUUGGGAGUAAUUGCUUUUUAAACAAGAAGGGCAUUACAAUGAAGUCAAAAUGGAGCACACAUAUUCUUUAUGAAGAUGAAAUUUGGCUUCAUUAUUUGUCAUGAAAUUUGAUUAUAAUUGUUCAACCAAGGAAAUGUGGAAUUUGGAUUCGGUUAUCUCCACAAUCCCUCCCAGCUCUGGCAUUCCAUAUCUUUGAUUAACAUAAACCUGAAAUUUGCCUCCAGCAAAGCUGCAUGGGUGACACUGGCCCCUGGACACCCAGUGGGUCUUUAUUCUUCUGUAUUUGUUAUUAUUUACCUUUGAAGUUUAGAGAGAGGGAAAAUGUACGGUUCCCAUUUUGCAAACCUGUUGUUCUUUGUUAAACCAGUCUGUUGUAAGUUUGAUGGUUCACAAGUUGAUUUUUCUCUCUGGUGUAAAUUUGGUUAAUUCCUGGUCAGUCUCCUAAAUGUUUUGUACUUUUUUCAUGAAAUGAUUUAUCCUCCCUUAUAACUAAGACAUGGAAUAUAUUUGAACAGCAACAAGGUUUGUUGAGGCCACACAUUCUUUGCCCUCUUUCUUUCCAAAGUUUCUUGUUAACUAAAAAGAAAAUUGAGUGGCCACUGUGCAGUAAUUAAGUAAUAUGAUGAAAAUCUCUUGCCUAAAUCUAGCCUAGCAGUUCAAAAGAGGGGACAUUAAUUUCAUUGUUAAUUUCUUUAAAAAGAAGGAAGUAUAUAAGCUAUCCUGAAUUUAAAAUGAAACUUUACAUAGGAUUAUAAAACCGCUCUAGUGAAACAAGUAGUUUGUACCUCUGCUGCUGAGUAAUGCAGUUUGCUAAAAAUAGAAAUGUAUUCUUUUGCUUUCAAGUAGUGAAUGGUACAUUUGUAAAGUUUGUAUGCUUUUAUUUCAAAAUAUUAAAACAGUAAAAUUAAACCUGUGGCUAGACUCCUUUUAAAAUAUAAAAAAAAACAAAAAACAAAAAACCACAAUCCUCAAACCCACUGAAUUAGCUUCUUUGUAACUUCUAGGAAUUGCUGAUAGUUCUAGAAGCAGUUUUUACAUUCUCUCACAGAUACCUGAAGACACUCACAUUUUCCUCAACCUUUUCUUCUCUAGGCUAAACACUCCUCGCUCCUUCAGCUGCUUGAUCUUACCCUUUGCCCUCCUAGUGGCUUUUCUCUGUGUGCUCUCUGACUCAUCAAGACCCUUCCCAAAAUAUGGCUCCCAAAAUAGAACUCUGGAUUUGAUCUGAUGAGGGCCAACAGCAGGACAGGCAUCUCCUGAUCUGAGGCAGGGCUUCCUUCCUGCAGCUUCCUGGAUAUACUGCUUCUUCACCUCUCCCUGUCUUAGGAAUGUGAGACAUUGGGAGAGACAGAGACAGAGAGACAACUUCAUCCUCCAGGGCGGUGAUGGUAAAUGUAAGACAACUGACUGGGGGAUGGGGGUGCAUGCAGGAUACACUUAGUUUAAUCUGCAGCAGUCACAUAUUCUCCAUCACUUCUUUCAGUCUAGACAGUCAGCAGGACAAUA